Messenger RNA from Fusarium venenatum, 1227 nucleotides. RefSeq names its product high-affinity nickel-transport protein-domain-containing protein. The record is from RefSeq and is a predicted model, not a curated record. Gene Ontology annotation, cellular component: plasma membrane. Gene Ontology annotation, molecular function: nickel cation transmembrane transporter activity. Gene Ontology annotation, biological process: nickel cation transmembrane transport. NCBI's taxonomy places the organism in Eukaryota, Fungi, Ascomycota, Sordariomycetes, Hypocreales, Nectriaceae.
AUGCACACCCUCUUCCAUCGACUUCGCCGAUUACCGAAACCCAAAUUUCUCAAUGGGAUUCCUAACAAUAGCAUCUUUGUUAUCACAAUCCUCGUCGGAGUUAAUGCUUUAGUAUGGAUCGCUGUCGCAAUCGUUCUACACUUCCACCCCGCUCUCAUCUCCCCGGCGGCUCUGUCAUAUGUCCUCGGCUUGCGCCACGCUUUAGACGCCGACCACAUCGCGGCAAUCGAUCUCAUGACCCGACGUCUUAUCGCCUCAGGGCAACGACCCGCUACUGUGGGAACUUUCUUUUCACUCGGUCACAGUACCAUUGUCAUUGUAACUUGUAUCGUCGUCGCUGCCACAAGCGGUGCUCUGAGAGAUCGUUUUGAUGGGUUCCAGCGCGUCGGUAACAUAGUAGGAACGAGCGUCAGUGCUGCCUUUCUAAUCAUUCUUUGUGUUGGGAAUGGUUGGGUUCUGUAUAAGCUAGUUCAACGUCUGCAGGCAAUCCUUCGGGAUCGAAGAGAUCGUGUCCACCUACAAGGGUUCGCAGAAGAGGAAACUCAAAUCCAAGAUCACUUUGCUCUUGAAGGUGGUGGAUUCCUAACAAGGGUGUUUAAAAGGCUAUUUCGCGUUAUCGAUCGGCCAUGGAAAAUGUACCCCCUUGGUGUGGUCUUUGGGCUAGGUUUUGACACCAGUUCAGAGAUAGCCAUUCUGGGUAUCGCCAGUAUCCAGGCUGUGCAAGGGACGAGUAUCUGGCUGAUUCUAGUAUUCCCAAUUCUAUUUACGGCUGGGAUGUGUAUGCUCGACACGACUGAUGGCGCGCUUAUGAUGGCUCUCUACACCUCGAAUGCCUUUUCCAGAGACGUCGUAGCGAUUCUAUACUACUCUAUAGUUCUAACAGGUAUCACUGUUGUAGUCUCCGCCUUUAUCGGAAUCGUCCAGCUUCUGUCCCUUAUUCAGAAUGUCGCUGACCCUCAGGGACGUUUCUGGGACGGCGUCUCUGCCAUAGGCGACCACUUUGACAUUAUCGGCGGAAGUAUUUGCGGUGUCUUUGUCAUUGUUGGCUUGGGAUCCAUAUUGUUGUACAAGCCUUGGAGGCGACGUGUUGAGAAGAAGAAUGCGCAAGCCCUUAUCAGUCACGAUGGAGUCAUUGCAGGUACUCCUUCACCACUUGUCUCUCCUUCAACAAUAAGCGAUCACAACGGCGACUACAUCGGAGUACAAAAUGUACAAAGAAUUGUGUAA